This is a messenger RNA of Trichobilharzia regenti, 2176 nucleotides long. The record is from the annotation of a GenBank genome assembly. NCBI's taxonomy places the organism in Eukaryota, Metazoa, Platyhelminthes, Trematoda, Strigeidida, Schistosomatidae.
UGUACAAUGGGUAUUGAAGGCGGGAAACUUACAUCAAGGUCAUCCUUGGGCGAAAAGUGAAAAGAUCGUAUGGUGACUAAAGUCUACAGAUUAUUCUCUAACUUGUGAGUGAGUGUACCUGUAUAUGUGUGCGUCACCACAUUGUAAUGCGAUACUUCAAAAGUCAAGGAUUUCGUCUGCUGACUGCAGCAUCAAUUUACUAUGGUUUACAUUCUACUGGAUCUGAGUUGAGAAUUCAACAGUGGAACUAUAAUUGGGAUAAAUCACAUGUUUUCUUUUCAAAACCUUUUUUGCCUGCAUGAACAACCAUCUGAUACGACCAAUGAUGUGUAGACUUUGGUCUUUUUCAAGAAAUGCUCUGUCUCUUUCGUUUGGCCAUAGUAAGCUAUGUUCACGCGCUGGUGAUGUUCCUUACAAGUGUCAAAGUGUAAAUGCUAACGUCUAGAGCUUACAACCGAACUAAUGUACAUGCAGGUUUACCUACAGAAGGUGUUGGAAAGCCCUGAUCCCAAACCUACGGUGUACUUUGGCUCAAGAACACGAAUGAACCGAAUAGCGUAUGGACCUGUUUUGGUCACUGGAAUCCUUGGGAACGCAGCUCUUGCUACUACUUCACUGCAUUAUGGAUCAAACUCUAAGUCAAAGACUCGGGAAGGCAGUGGUUCUUUAGGACAGUUACCUACUUCGGCGUAAGUAGGUGUCCAGGCAGUAUCCUAGUCGUCGUUGUGUGUCGCACCUUUUGGCGCCUUUAAUGUAUCAAUCAAUAAUAAUGAAAGCUUUUCUUGUCUUUCUAUAGGUGUACGCAGUGAUCUGAAGGCUGAUUCAAAGUUGAACACCAGUCACGAGCAUCAUCAGCAACAAUCAUAUUAUAAGCUAAUUAUAUUUAUACGUCAUGGACAAUAUCAUGUAAAUAAAAAGAAAUCAGAAGAGAAAGUACUCACGGAUAUUGGUUGGCGACAGGCAUAUGCUACAGGAUGUCGAUUGAAAGAAAUGGGAAUCAAAAUUGAUCGAAUUAUCCACUCAGAUUUAAUUCGUGCCAGACAAACAACAGCCGCUGUACUUGUUGGCUUACAAAAUAAUGUGGAUUCACUGUUUGACACACCAGAAAUUGUCAAGCUUGUGAGUCCAGAUGCAUCCAGGUUGGGGGAUUCUAUGUCCUGCCCUCUACCAGCAACUGGCACUCAUAAUAAUAGUAAUAAUGAACAAAACCCCACUUCGACAUCUGUAGCCGAUACUACUAGUAGUGCUACUACUCCAGUAGAUAUUCGAAUGAUUGAAUCCCCAUACAGUCCAUAUUUAAACGCGAAAUUCGAUUGCCAGUUGUCACGUUUCCUAACUGAAGGUCCACCACCAGUUGCACCUGUACCGUCAACAGCAUCUACAAGAAAGCGAUCCACUAAUAAUAAUAAUAUUCAUGAGAAAGAAGGUAUCCGCAUUGACAAUGGUUUCCAAGUCCAUCUGCAUAGACAACCGAUCACUAGUCAAGGUGUGAUAGCUUGUAACGGUCCUGAAUAUUGUCCAAUUCAAUGUUGUACGAAAACAAGUACUGGAACAUCUCCUGUUUAUCGUGAUAGUCAUCAUCAUCAUCAUCAUCGUCGUAGUAGUGUUGGUAGUAAUAGUAUUACCAUUGUCCAAUGUAAUUGUCCAUGCCAUCGAAUUGCUGAGAAUGAACCAAUUGAAACAAUUGUAUUUAUUGGUCAUGCAAAUGUAUUCCGCUAUUGGAUUUGUAGACUGUUACAAUUACCAUCUGAAGGUUGGUUACGUCUAUCGUUGGGUCAUGGAAGUAUUAGUAAACUCGUCAUCACAAAUGAUGAGUAUUUUGUGGAUAACAAUAAUCCUGCUAUUUAUAAUGAUCAAGGUGAUGAUGGCUCCAGGCAGGAGAUGACAUCAAAACAUUAUGGUUGUGCUGUUACUCUGUGCAGUUUUGGUGAUGUUGGACAUUUACCGCCGGAGUUGGUAACAUAUUAAAACUAUUCAGCCUAUUUUUGUCUUCUCCGACUGUCUUCUCCUACCCUCAAGCGCACAGUCUAGUCGCGUAUAUGUCAAUCAGUUUGAUGUCAGAUAGAGGAAUUAUAAUCUGCCACAUACACUUUUAUAUUGUAUGUAUACUAUACAGUUGAUUUUGAUUCUGUAUGAGAUUUUCAAAUAUAUAUUUUUAUAAUUUAUCUUAUUCGAA